Molecule: messenger RNA, 2121 nt
Organism: Rhagoletis zephyria (snowberry fruit fly)
Lineage: Eukaryota; Metazoa; Arthropoda; Insecta; Diptera; Tephritidae
Biological process (GO): regulation of transcription by RNA polymerase II
Cellular component (GO): nucleus
Molecular function (GO): protein binding
Source: RefSeq, a predicted model, not a curated record
AUUUUUGGUAUUUUGGCAUUUUACAGGUUUCAUGGAACAAUUGAGUAAAAUAUCAUCGUAUAUUCCAAAUUUAAAUUAAAAGGAUAGCUUCUCCUCCUAUAUUUACAAAUACAAUUAUGUUCUCGAAACCGCCAAAUUUAUUACCAAUGGAACAAAAGCAGAACAUUUCGUUACCGGAAAAUCUUACAAUCGAACAGCAGCAACAUCAACACUACGCUUUAAAAUGGAGCGAAUUUCAAUCAUCUAUUUUAAAUUGCUUUCAACGUUUACGUGAUGAAGAAGACUUCGUGGACGUUACUUUAACUUGUGAUGAGAAAUCCUUUACUGCUCAUAGGGUAGUGCUUAGUGCCUGUAGUCCAUACUUCCGUAAAUUGUUGAAGUCAAAUCCAUGCAAACAUCCUAUUGUUAUUUUAAAAGAUGUUCGCUCAGAAAACCUGGAGUGUAUUUUAAGCUUCAUGUACAAUGGUGAGGUGAACCUAAGGCAUGAUCAACUGCCCGAGUUCCUGAAAACUGCGAAUUUAUUGCAAAUUAGGGGUUUAACCGACGUUUCUGAAAGUUUGAAUUCUUCGGGAUUUAUUUCUUUAGCGACAAACAAACGCAGUUUUGAUAGAGAUGCAUCCAAAGAAGAUCCUGCCGAAAAAUGCAGUUUUAUUCCAAAAUAUAAACCAACUUCUGAACGACCUUAUAUAUCCACACUGGAGGCCAACUAUAGCAACAAUAAUAACAAUAACCUCCCGCCUAUGAAGGAAACUAAAACUUCAACCACAGCAAGCCUUCAAUGGGAUGACGUCGAUAUAAUUCGAAAUCUGAAAAAUCGCUCAACUCCCCCACCUCAAAAACGUAUAAAAAGUGCAGACUUAUUUCGUGCCCAACACGGCAUUAAUUCGGAACGUCCUCUAUCUGAACGAGAUUUUCCAGUGAUUGGGCAGCAUUCAUUAAGCAGGGAUCAAAAGAUUAUUUCAAGUGAUUGCGAGCAGAUUGCAGCAAUUAACGAAUCUAAUAUAGAAUCCUUAGUAGAGAGAAGACAAACACUGCAAAAUCAACGUACAGGUACUGAAUCGAUGGAUGAUGGAAGUCUAGAGCACAAGUCCAAUAUUAGUGAUGAGGAUACUCUUGAGCAUAUAGAUGGACAGCAAGUGAAUAAUGAUUCACUACACCAUCCACGUUCUACGAUACACAACGCGUUUCUGGGAGUUCCAAAAGGUGCAGAGCAUCAAUCUAUUAUAAAUCUUGGCGACUUCGAAUACCCCGAAAAAAUAUCGACCAACUUAAGCGAUAAAGCGGUUAGCCCUAAAACUUCACAGCACUACUCAGCAAUUCUUUGCAACAAUUUGUGGAACGCGAAGUAUGAAGAACUACCUCAAAAGGAAAACGGUCUUAGCUGCAGUUCCAUUGCUCAUAAUAAUUUGUCAAUAGAUAGUUACGUGGCGCAAUCUACAGCUUUGUCGUUAAUGGUAAAAACUGCACGACUAAAGAACAAACCAACGAUAUAUCAAAAUAUGAUAAUUAAGGAAGAACAUCAAAGUAGUCAAACUGAGCACAAUGAGCGACUCUAUAAACACGAGCAACAUCAGUGUCAAAAUCGCUUUGUAAAACAGCUACCUAUAUAUGAAUACCUUUAUGGUCUCGAAAAAACGGCAAUGAUACACCAAUGCAUUUUGGAUACUAAUUUAACAAAAAGGGACGACGUUGUCAUGUCAGAUAUACCUUUAACUCCAAUAUCCGGCUUAGAUGAUGAAGACAAUACCUCCAACAUUAAUAGCAGUUAUGUAUUACCGUGCCCUCUAUGCGAAGUUCCAUUAGAGCAGAAAUCAUUUCGACAACAUCUGGAUGGCCACUAUCCACGAGACAGCCCUGUUUGUCCCGUUCUUGAAUGCGGUCGUCGGUUUGCCCACCCGAAUUCCGUAAGGAAUCACAUGCGUAUUAAACACACUCAUCAAUGGGCUAAAAUGAAAGUAAUGCGUUCUUCUGCUGCACCAUUGUCUAGUGGACUGGAUUUAAAAACAAAAUGUGAGACUACUAUCGAUACGUUAAAUAAGUGUUUAUUCACAUCAGUCGUUUUUUGCUUGUAUAACACUUUAAACACCAAAACAAAAAUGGCAGAGUUCUGAAAACGGAUUC